Messenger RNA from Iphiclides podalirius (scarce swallowtail), 198 nucleotides. Lineage: Eukaryota; Metazoa; Arthropoda; Insecta; Lepidoptera; Papilionidae. The record is from the annotation of a GenBank genome assembly.
AUGCCUUUUUUUAAUUAUAACUCACAACGUGUUGAAGCUAGUGACGUCCGAAGCGGCCCAACGUGGUGUUCGGGCGUGGCGCGAACCAUGAUUUGCAUCUCACUGUACGCCCUGAUCGCCUCAGCCACGAUCCUAGCGUGCGUGCCCGUCUGCUACCGGCAGUUUGAGAUGAACAAAUUCAUCAAGUGCCUGAAGAAG